AUGGAUAUUGGAGACAAACAAAUUUCGAACUCAUUUGUCUCACAGACCUAUACUAUCACUCUCAUCCGUACCGAAAUGGGGUACGUACCUCGUUAUAUUGAUUUUUUUCACAUCGCAUUGACAUCUACCGUGCAACUUGCGCGAGGUGACAUAUACGUCUUGCGCAAAAUAAGUGAAGAUACACAUCAAUGA
Plasmopara halstedii is the source of this 192-nucleotide messenger RNA. RefSeq lists its product as uncharacterized. The coding region runs from base 1 to 192 and encodes 63 amino acids. NCBI's taxonomy places the organism in Eukaryota, Oomycota, Peronosporomycetes, Peronosporales, Peronosporaceae. The transcript is spliced from 2 exons. The record is from RefSeq and is a predicted model, not a curated record.